Fusarium falciforme is the source of this 501-nucleotide messenger RNA. RefSeq lists its product as hypothetical. The coding region runs from base 1 to 501 and encodes 166 amino acids. NCBI's taxonomy places the organism in Eukaryota, Fungi, Ascomycota, Sordariomycetes, Hypocreales, Nectriaceae. The record is from RefSeq and is a predicted model, not a curated record. The transcript has 4 exons.
AUGUCUACGCCAGCGCCAAGUAUCGAAAUGAGUCCACCACAGUCUCUUCCUCCCGAUGCUUUUGACAAUAAUGGCUAUAAGGCUAUUACAGCUGCCGUGGUUGGCCUUUUUUUCGCAACCUUAGCUUCCGCCUUGCGCUUUUACGUCCGUGUAGCCAUAGUUAGGAAGCUCGGCCUCGAUGACUGGGCCUUGGCAGUAACUUGGACUGGCAUCAAGACCUUGCUCAUGGGGGUCGGAAUUACAGCCGCUUUAGUUACGAGAUCUGGUCUUGGUCGUCAUAUAUACGUCCUUGACAGUAAAGAUAUUAUCUCCUUCGACUUGAGUAGAGCUGCAGCAAGAGAAUGCAUCAACAGGCUACUCUUUUGGUAUAUCAACUCAACCGUCAAUAUCAUUACAGACAUUAUCAUCUACAUCGUUCCUCUUCCCCUUCUGAGGACAUUGCCUAUCAGAAAGUUCCAGAAAAUUGUCCCAGUUGGCGUUUUCUCGCUAGGAUUCUUGUAA